AGGAAAACGGUUUAAAUCACUGGUUGGCCUUUCAAGGCCGAUUGCCAGAGCUCUUUCAGUGUUGUAAAGAGACGCCAUGGCCGACCGCGUGGGCUCGCAGCAGAUGAACCUGACGGCCGUGCGCCGCCACGACCCGUACGUGGCCGACAUUGUGGACAGCGCCACCCAGGUGGCCGUCUACGAGUACAACUCGCCGGCCAGCGAGUGGCAAAAAACAGACAUGCAGGGAGCGCUCUUCGUCUACAAAAGGUCGGGUCCGCCCUACCACAGCUUCAUGGUGCUCAACCGUUUGAACACGAAGAACCUGCUGCAGCCGCUCACCAAGGAGCUGGAGUUCCAGCUGCAGGCGCCCUUCCUCCUCUACAGAACGUCGCAAG
Messenger RNA from Pollicipes pollicipes, 377 nucleotides. Its product is annotated as mRNA-decapping enzyme 1A. The record is from RefSeq and is a predicted model, not a curated record. The transcript is spliced from 4 exons. The annotation marks the transcript as partial. Gene Ontology annotation, molecular function: mRNA binding; enzyme activator activity. Gene Ontology annotation, biological process: deadenylation-dependent decapping of nuclear-transcribed mRNA; positive regulation of catalytic activity; deadenylation-independent decapping of nuclear-transcribed mRNA. NCBI's taxonomy places the organism in Eukaryota, Metazoa, Arthropoda, Thecostraca, Pollicipedomorpha, Pollicipedidae. Gene Ontology annotation, cellular component: P-body.